ACUUCACUGCGCGUACACUCCCCACGGGUACACGCGGUCGACCAACCUAAGCUUAUCGCACGGUCGUCGCGCAAACUCCACUCCGGCAGCCGGUGGAGAAGCGCGUCGCUAUCGAUCGUGACACCGUCAGUGCGUCGUCGAGGUCCGCCGUGUACACCUCACACACCAGGAGCAGCAGUUCGCGCUUGCGCGAGCGAAUGAUACGCGGGACCCAUCCCAACGGGGGAAAACAAAACCUCACCAUGGUCCAAUACUACAUCCGGGAAUCGAUCCAGUUCGCGGUGUCGUACGCGCUCUGUCUGUUCUACAGUUUGCGCGUGCUGUUCGGCAUUCUGGUGCUGUUCGUGACGAAGCCGUACACUAGAUUUUGGGUCCGCAAGGAACGUCAGGUUGCGCCCGACUGCUUGAAGAACCACGAGUACGGUGUGGACAAGUAUCAGAAUGCGAACGGCAUCCGGAUACAUUACGUGGAAAAUGGGGAUCGUUCGAAGCCGCUCAUGGUGUUCGUGCACGGGUUCCCCGAGUUUUGGUACUCGUGGCGCUAUCAGCUGAAGGAGUUCUCCAAGGAUUACUGGGUUGUGGCGUUGGAUAUGCGUGGCUACGGUGAAACCGAAAAGCCUGAGUACCGGUAUGCCUACCGAAUCGACAACAUGACCGAGGACAUACGGUGCCUGGUGCGAGCAUUAGGACGCCAAAAGUUUACUCUCGUUGCACACGACUGGGGUGCAGUGAUUGGAUGGCACUUUAUAACGAAGCACAUGGACAUGAUCGAGCGGUACAUCAUGAUGGAUGCUCCGUCCCAGAAGGUAGCUCGUAAGCUUUUCUCCACCAGCAAAGAACAGUUCAAAAUGUCUUGGUACAUCUUCUUCUACCAAAUGCCCUGGCUACCGGAGUUCUUCGUACGCAUGAUGGACUUCCACAUCUUCAAGGUGAUCUUCAAAGAGCACGGCGGUCCGGAGGUGGUCGAAGCGUUCAAGUACACCUUCUCCAAACCGAACGGUAUGACGUACCCGAUCAACUACUACCGUGAGAAUUUCCGAUUCUUCACGAGAAAGCUAACACCGCCCAAACCGAGCACGUAUGCGCCGGGGCUGUAUCUUCUCGGCGAGAAUGACCUUUACAUCUCGAAGGAAACGGGACCGCUGAUGCAGCAAGAGUUUGAAAAUCUGGAGUUCCGAAUUGUGCCCGGUGUGGACCAUUUCCUGCAGCAGCACAAACCGGACGUGGUUAACCAGUACAUGCGCGAGUUCCUGUCCAAGAAGUAGUGUAAGAGCUGUUUUCUAAUGCUUUUUUGGAAUGAGUUUUGUUAUAAAAAUAUU
Messenger RNA from Anopheles stephensi (Asian malaria mosquito), 1319 nucleotides. Its product is annotated as epoxide hydrolase 3-like. NCBI's taxonomy places the organism in Eukaryota, Metazoa, Arthropoda, Insecta, Diptera, Culicidae. The transcript has 5 exons. The record is from RefSeq and is a predicted model, not a curated record. Bases 198 to 1265 code for a protein of 355 amino acids. Gene Ontology annotation, molecular function: hydrolase activity.